Molecule: messenger RNA, 1683 nt
Organism: Phytophthora nicotianae INRA-310
Lineage: Eukaryota; Oomycota; Peronosporomycetes; Peronosporales; Peronosporaceae
Exons: 4
Coding region: 1-1683 (560 amino acids)
Source: RefSeq, a predicted model, not a curated record
AUGCCUGUCGUGAAUAUUCACCCGUACGGUGCGCAUCUGCUUCCAGUCGCACUAAUGAAGAUCACGCACCAGGCGCUACAAGGCCUCGCAUUGGGCCUUGCACCAGUGUUAGCGAUGGACGGAACUGGUGGCACGUAUUUCUUUAAGGACCCUUCCCACCGCAAUGUGGGCUGCUUUAAACCUCAAGAUGAAGAACCGUUCGGACCAAAUAAUCCGCGCGGAUUGGUGGGGCAACUGGGUCAGAGUGGACUUCGUCGGGGAAUUUUGUCUGGAGAAGCUUGCGAACGUGAGCUUGCCGCCUAUGUACUGGACAAGGAUCAUUUUGCUGGGGUCCCAGCUACAUCUCUCGUGGAGUCGCGGCAUCCUGUGUUCAACUACGCGGGCAGUGCAGAUGCCUUGCACUUUAAGGUUGGCUCGCUGCAGGAAUUUGUACGACACGAUGAUGUGGUAAGUGAUCUCGCACCAAACCAAUUUUCGACCCAUCAAGUCCACAAGAUUGUGCUUCUGGACAUGCGGCUGUUAAACACGGACCGCAAUGAUGCGAACAUUCUCGUGCGCAAGCGGCGGUCACCAACUACGGGUCACGUAGAGUACGAACUGAUACCGAUUGACCACGGUUACUGCUUACCGCAGUUCCUGGAGAUUGGAUGGUGCGAUUGGUGCUGGUACAAUUGGCCGCAGCUUCGAAAGCCUUUGAGUGCUGAGGAUCGAGCCUACGUGCUGUCAUUAUCAGCCCAGGAAGACGCAGAUCGGUUAGCGAAAAGGAUUCCGUUGCGACGCGCGUGUCGACGCAACAUGAUUAUUGCAAGUAUGGUAGUGCAGAAGGGAGUUCGAGCAGACCUCGUUUUAUUUGAGAUUGCUCGCAUCAUGUGUCGUGAGGAUCUAGAUGCGCCUUCCGCGCUAGAGCUGAUGUGCGUUGAGGCGUUUCACCAGCUGCAGGUUGUCAAGCAGCGCAAGCAGAACGGCGCAAUAUUUCACCACGCCCAUUUGCAACCAGCCAUCACACCUGUCAUUAAACCUAGCGAGCCGACUGUCGCAGACAAGCAAGGGACUGCACCGAUUGCUAUACCAUCGUCGCCACGAGCACCGUUCCGGAAUUUGCGAGUGUCAAUUGACUCCCCACCACGCCUAGAAUCACUAUCAUUUGGACGCUCCCCUAUUGCUAGUGGUGCUCAAUCUCCCCCCGGUUUUUGGGCAAGCUAUGCUCCAUUUAGUUCAGAUGAAGAAGACGAUGACGACGCCCAAGUAUGCUCAAAGUUUUCAACAUCCGAUGGAUCCAGCACAAGCAAUAAACAGAGGCUUUCGCUCAGUUGGGACGAAAUGGCUUCGCAAGCUCUCUCAAAUGCUGUCCAGCACGCGGGGAACGGAUAUGCUGGAUCAAUAGCUACUCCAGCAAGUGCUCCAUCCAACGGUCACAAAAUGGUGAUUGACCACAACAGUUCGCGAUCUCCCACAUCUUCGUUCAUCGGCGCCGAAGAUGAUAAGGAUGAGUUUGAAAUCCUGAAUGGCGCGCUUGAUGAUGACGUACAAGAUGAAAACCUCUUCCUCAAUAUUCUGGGUCGGCUGCUUGACGAAAAAAUCGAGACAACCAAAAGGCGACAAUUAGAAGAACUGAAGCGGAAGCAACAUGCAGAGUGUCCCAGCAGGUCUGCGGACAAGAAUGUGAUCCCAGUCCGGAACUAA